Messenger RNA from Condylostylus longicornis, 4226 nucleotides. It is a transcript of the gene sty, whose product is annotated as protein sprouty. The record is from RefSeq and is a predicted model, not a curated record. Gene Ontology annotation, cellular component: cytosol; membrane. Lineage: Eukaryota; Metazoa; Arthropoda; Insecta; Diptera; Dolichopodidae. Gene Ontology annotation, biological process: negative regulation of fibroblast growth factor receptor signaling pathway; animal organ development; negative regulation of MAP kinase activity. The transcript has 4 exons. The coding region runs from base 968 to 3220 and encodes 750 amino acids.
UUUUAUUCGAGUUGGGACUGUUGUAGAUAAAUUUCGCCGGAAAAGGAGAAAAAAAUUAUAUACAUAUAAUUUUUUUUAUAAAAUAAAAAAAAGCACACAGCAAUCAAUUUAUAAAUAGAAAAAAAAAUCACGAAAAUAUAAAGAUAUAUGAAAUAAAGUGCUUAUACUUAUAAAGAGAGAAAAAUGAAAAUUUGAAGAGAAAAAAAAUUUUAUAUAAAAAUAUUUUUAAAAAAAAAGUUAUUAAAAUAGUUUUUUUUUCUAUUGUUUUGUAAUUUCAAACGAAAUUUAUUUAAAAAUUUUAUGAAUUAAACGAAAAAAUUAGCUAUAUAUACUUAAUAUGAAAAAAAAGAGUUAAUUAAUCAAAAAAUUAUACAAAAAGAAGAAGAAGAAGAAAAAUAAAAAAUAAAUUAAAAAGUUGAAAAUUAAAUAAAAAAAAAAUUCUAUUCCAAAAUGUGGAUUUUAAUGCAAAAUAAAACAAAAUAUUAAAAAAGAAGAAAAUAAAUCGAAUUGGAAUAUAAAAUUUAUUUUUUUUUUUCUGGAAAAGUCGUCAUUAUUCAACUCUAAUUGGAGACAUUUAAGUAAUUUCCUACUUAAAAUUUUUUUAAAAUAAAUUAAGCUGCUAUACAACGAAAUUCAUUUGGAUUAUUUUAAAAUUAAAUGUUUAAAAAUUCCAAGGAGAUAAAAAUUACUUAUCUAUUUCAAUAUAGUUAUUCUUAAUUCAGCACUGCUUUUGCAAAUUAAUAGAGGCAACUGCAUAAAAACUACUCUUUUUUCAAAAAGAAAAGAAAGCACCUCAAUUAACGUCCACUUAUAAAAUAGAGGAACAAGAACAGUUAGUAAACAUUUAUUCAUAAUAUAAAACCGAAAAUAUAAUUAAAAAUCAAAAACGAUGACGGAUUUUGGUGGUCCCCGGCUGGUGUACCGAGGACGUUAAACAAGAGAAAAUAUUAGUUUUAUUUUAACAUAUAUGGAUCGUAGGAAUGGCGGCGAUUCUUUGGCGCCUCCCCGGCCCCCGAAAUCAUUACCACGUGUCCAUCGUCCAAGGGCCCCAGAGCCGCCGAUGAUGAGCGCCUCUAAUUUAGAAACAAAUUCAACAACAGUAAUUUUACAUUCAUGUAAUAUACCACAACAAAUUCAACACCAACAACAGCCGCCGCAAUUUCAACAACAGCAACAGCAGCAGCAACAACAACAACUACAGUCUCAUAAUCAGAUAUGUACAAACAAUCAUAUUCACCCGAAUAGGAACAAUAAUAAUAUUAUUAAUAGUAAUAUAAAUAAUAAUUUAAAUAGACCUAAUAGUAGCAAUUCAAAUAUUGUAAAUAGUAAUAUUAAUAGUAAUAAUAUACUUAAUAAUCUUAACAGUAACAGUAAUAGUAAUAACAAUAAUAAUAUUAAUAAUAAUUUAACAGCUCAACGAGCACCAUUAACAGCACCAUUGAUACCAUUACACAGUUCGAUUAAUAAUAAUUCAAAUAUUAGUAAUAUAAAUUUAGGUAGCACAACACCAUCAACAAAUUUAACAUCAAGUAAUAGUUUUACGCGACGUAGACCACAAACACCAGUUAUUGGUUUACAAAUAUUACCGCCACCAACAACACCAUUAUUAUCAUCAUCGAAUUUAAUAUUACAUAGUAACAUUAAUAAUAACGAAUCAUCAUCAAUAUCACCGGUCACACUGGCGGCACCGCGACCUGAAAACGAAAGACUCUCCAAUGAGUAUGUCGAUACACCAUUACGUAGUGCAACAACGGCUAAUUUGCAUCAUGCGACGCGUAUUCAACACCCUGCGGGUCAAACAGUUAGAGGACAAACUACGACGUCACAUAAUUUACUGCAUAAUCAAAGACAGCAUUUGCAGUUGCACAAUAGUAGCACCCAUACCCAUCAUCAUCAACCACAACACCAUCAAAUACAUUUUAAUUCAACAACAAGUCAUAGUAAUAAUAUUUUUAAUAAUCAUAAUAAUAAUAUUAGUAAUAGUAAUAAUGAACGUCAUCGUCAAGCGUCUAAUGUACCCAGUAGUAUUAGCACAGCCGGCGGUGGUAGUGCGGGAAGUAGUAGUGGAACACUACGACAAGUUAUUAGUAGCGGAGUAUGUGGAAUUGACGGUUCCUCAAAUACAUUACAUUCGAAUAAUAUUAGCCAUAAGAACAUUAUUAGUAGCUCAAUUAGUGGUACAACGUGUGAAGAUUCUAUUUCGACGACGAUAUCACCAACUAUUGCGUCGAUAACACAUCCACCAAUUACAACAACAGCAAAUAAUCAAAAUCAAAGAGUAAUUCCAGGUACAGUGGUACGGCAAAGCCAUCAAUCACAACAACAACAAUCUACAAAUCAUCAUUCAUCAACGACAUUACCGAUAACAGAACCAAUAACAAAACAACCAGCACCAUUUACAAAAGAUUGCCUUUCAGCAUCUAUAUUGCAUGAAGAAUUAGAUUUACAUCAUCUUGGUACUAGCAAUACAACUACUGGUAAUUUAACUAGUGGCGGCUUAGGUGGUAAUAGCGGUAAUUCAACUAAUCAUAGUGACUAUUUAAAUUCGAUAACAUGUCCGCAAUGUAAAAAAUGUCGUUGUGAACAAUGCCAAAGCCCUAGACAAUUACCUUCAAAAUGGGUAUGUAAUAAAACAUGUUUAUGUAGUGCCGAAACAGUAAUUGAUUAUGCAUCAUGUUUAUGUUGUGUAAAAGCUUUAUUUUAUCAUUGUUCUAAAGACCAUGAAAUGGAAUGUGAUGAUGGGACCGAUAGUAUAUCUUGUGCCGAUGAUCCAUGUUCCUGUUUACCCCAUAAACGUGCAACAAGAUGGGGUUGGCUAGGAGCAAUAUCAUUAGUGUUACCUUGCUUAUGGUGUUAUUGGCCAAUGAGAGGUUGUAUUGCGAUAUGUGCAAAAUGUUAUGCACGCCAUUCGAGGCAUGGUUGCCGUUGUAAUAAUUAUCAAUCACAAAUAGGAUCAACAAGCAGUAUGUUACCAAUUGCACCAGCGCAUGGAAAUCAAAUUAUUGCAUCUAAAUCAUCUGGUGUUGGUAGCGGUAAUAAUGGUAACGGUGGUAAUGGUGGAAAUGGAAGUAACGGCGGUGGUUGUAUUAGUAGUGGUAUAAAUUCAAAUAGCGGUAGUCAUCAUCAACAUCAUUUUAAUAAUAGUGGUGUUAGUCGAAUAAUUCGAACAAAUGAUCUUACACCAGAAAAAAGGUUACUCGAUUCAAGUCCUGAAUUUUAAAUUUAUUUAUUAAUAUAAAAAAAAAAAUUUUUUUUUGUACAGAAAAAAUAUAAAGAAAUUAAAUUAAAUUAAGGAUUCUAAUGAAGCAAAAUUAAGAAUGUUAAUUAUAAACAUAUUGUAAUCAAAAUGUAUACGGCUAAAAAAAAAAAUCUUUAAAAUUAUUUUGGUUUUUAUUCAUUUAUUUUAAUUUUAGUUAAUUUUAAAAAAUUUCAUUUUGUCAAUUUUAGAAAAGAAUUACGCAUUUUAUUUUUUUCACAAAACAUAACCAAUUAAAAUUAUUGUCAACAGGAAAAUAAAGUUUAAAGAAGCAUUUAAAGUAAAAAACGUGAAAGCGAAACGCUAAAAUAAAUUUUUGAAUACUUAUCUGAAAAAUUAACUAACUAUCUAGUCCAAAUUUUUUUUUCAAUUUUUUUUUUUAAUACAUUUUAAAUAAUUAAUCAAUUAAUUUUGCUCUACGUUCUAGACUUACUGACAAACAAUAUAAUAAUCAAAUUGCUUCUAAUAGUUUCAGUGAGAGUCGUAAAAAAAUAUUUCAUUAAAUAAAAUAAAAUGUCACUAAAUUCAAACUGGAAUAAAAUAAAAUGUCAAAUUUAGAUGUUGUCUUUGUUGUUAAUUUGAAAUUUUUUAAUUUUUUUUAACGUCUUCAUUAUUUUUCGAUAGCACCUACUUUAAUACUUUGGCAAUAAACUCAAUUUUUAUAGAAUUAAAAGUAAAUUAUAAAAAAAAAUAUAAUUGCAUUGUUUUCAUUAUACUGAAACCGUAUACAAUUUCAAUGUUCUAUUUAACCGUAUAAGACUUAAAAUGCAAAUUAACCUUUCUUUUGUUUUAUUUUAUUUUUUUUUAUGAAAGAUUACUAAGAAAAUACUACCAAGAAUAAAUAUUAAGAAUUUUUUUUUAAUUUAAUUGUACAUAAAUCGCUAUUAAAAUUACUAAUUUAUAUAAAAAGAAAUAAAUUACAAACAAAAAUAAAACAAACUAAAAUAUUGUAUUACAAAAACAUGAAUGU